This is a messenger RNA of Trichoderma asperellum CBS 433.97, 607 nucleotides long. NCBI's taxonomy places the organism in Eukaryota, Fungi, Ascomycota, Sordariomycetes, Hypocreales, Hypocreaceae. The record is from RefSeq and is a predicted model, not a curated record.
GGCGUCCCCGGCUGUGAUGCUUCACUCAUUUCCACAACGCCAAAAGAAGUUCCAGGCGAUAUCGAAGCCGUCUCAUGGCGCAAGCACGGGUUCGUCAACCGGCGGCCGAGUAAGACAUUUGCCAGCGGGAGAUGGUCGGCUUCCAGGUGGCGAAUAUCUCACGACGAGGUGCGCUUAGGCGCCUGCAGAGCCGUGCAAAACACCGAAAACCGAUGAAUAGUUUCGGCAGCCGAAGAGGGCUGAUGGUGUUGAUGCUUGCUGGUGGGCCGGCCGCCACGUUGUGCCGAAUCCGAGCAGUCAGGAGACGAGAGGCGAAAGAAAUCAAGUAUCAGGGAGGGUCUCAACGGGGGCCAGAAAGAGGAAUCAAGAGACCACAGGCUCGGCCGAGUGCUCGGGAGAGGCAGUGUAGGCGACUGCAGCGGCGAUUUAGACGCUGGGCAAUGGUAAUACAACGGAAUAGAAUGACUCCAGAAGUCUGGAAAAUCAGACAACCAGGCAGGCGUCCAGGGUUUGUAUGGUUUUUGGGGGGGCGGGGCGCUUCUGGAAGCGAGACGAGAUGAGGCAGGACGAUGCGAAGCGCCGCGAUUCGAUGCGAGACGGUGGGAAG